CAAGCGGCUUUAAAAUCAAGACUGAUAAUUUGGAUUGACAGGUGUGAUUGACUUACCUGGAAAAUUGACAUACUUAUAAUUAAUUUACAAGAAUGACACAAAGAUAUGCAGAUAUCUGAAGUAGCAUUUUAUUGACUUUUAACGACUUUAAAAGAAAAGGCUAUUCAUUUCAUAACCAGAUGGUAUACGUUGAAACUUGAGCUUGCACAUGCUCUCUGUGUGUGACACAUCAAAACAUUGACUCAGUUAUUGAUACAUAUCAUAUGAUUGGUUGAAGAUGGCCUCUGAAGAGCAUUAUGAUUUUAUAUGGAAAGUUGUUCUGAUAGGAGAUUCUGGAGUAGGGAAAACCAACCUGUUAUCUAGAUACACUAGGAAUGAAUUUGAUGCUGAAAGUAAAACAACUAUUGGAGUGGAAUUCUCUACAAGAAAUAUGGUUAUUAAAGGCAAGACAAUAAGAGCCCAGAUUUGGGAUACUGCUGGUCAGGAAAGAUAUAGGGCAAUUACUAGUGUCUAUUAUAGACAAGCUGUUGGUGCUUUAGUAGUAUAUGAUAUUACAAAGAGACAUACGUUUGAAAAUCUACAGAAAUGGCUGAGUGAGCUACAGCAGCAUGCCGAUCCUAAUGUUUGUGUUAUAAUAGUGGGUAACAAAACAGAUUUACGUGAUCAAAGAACAGUCACACAUGAGGAAGGCAGAGCAUUUGCAGAUGAAAGACAUUUUUCAUUUAUUGAAACGUCAGCUUUAGAUUCAUCGAAUGUCGGUGAGGCAUUUAACAACCUUUUAAUUGAUAUUUUCAAGAAACAAGUUGAAGAAUCAGAAGCUAAAGCUGAUACUACAUCUAGAGUUGUGCCAAAUGACGAUUCAACCAAUGAAAACAGUCAAGCAUGUGGUUGUUAACCAAUCAGAGGAUGUUUUACAAAUGAAAAUAUAUGUAACCUGUGAAGUGAUUGGAUGAAAUAUACAAAAUGAAAUUGCAUACAAAUAGCAUCAUUUUGAUCAUAUACAUGGAAUCAGUUAUUAAUUCUGUAUUCAAGAAAUUAUUCAUUGUUGAAACUAUCUUGAAAUAUAGAUAAAAACAUAUCUCAGCUGUUAAUAUGAUUGGUAGAAAGAGGAAAAUGAAUGACAGAAUCGGAAUAGAUGAGAUUUUUCACUACUCAAAUUAUUUCACCAUUCAAAUUAUGAAAAUGAUACUUGAAACAUGAUAACAAUUUUGAUAGAUAUUACAGAAAACUGAUACACAUGUUAAAUAGAAACUAAGUGCAUUUAAGGACAUUCAAACUGUAAAAAUUUAUGUAGUGUGUUUUCAUCUUUUGUUCCAUUUAAUUACUGUCUGUGUCAUGUAGACAUGUUAGCCACAUCUUCUCUUAUUGUUAUAAAUGUAUGAAAUUCAUAAAUCAGAGGGUUAUAUGGUGAACUAUUUACUUUCAAAAUGUAUUUUUAUAUAUAUAUUUUACUCAGCACAGCACAUGCUUCUAUCAUUAUAUUAUGGGAAAUGAUGUGUACAAUAUUUCAGAAAAUUGAAGUAUAUAAAAAUGAAAAUGGAAAUGGGGAAUGUGUCAAUAGGUCAUUUCUGUACCUUUAUUUUUCCAUUUUUAGCAAUCAAAAGUUGUAAGCUGAACCAACCAACAAUGCAAUUCAAUUACCACCAAAAGUACUAGUUUGACUCUCCAAAAAAUAGUGAAUACCUCUGUUAAUAUGGGGACGAAGACCCCAAUAUCAGUAGAUAAACCAUUAAAAAAUAAUUUCAUUGUACUUAUGAACUUAAAAUCGUUCAAACUUUUUUUUGUCUUGUUUUGAAUUCCUACAUCUGUGCAAAAAUCUACAAUAUACU
Mytilus trossulus (common blue mussel) is the source of this 1829-nucleotide messenger RNA. Its product is annotated as ras-related protein Rab-11B-like. Bases 278 to 895 code for a protein of 205 amino acids. The record is from RefSeq and is a predicted model, not a curated record. The transcript has 7 exons. Lineage: Eukaryota; Metazoa; Mollusca; Bivalvia; Mytilida; Mytilidae. Gene Ontology annotation, biological process: vesicle-mediated transport. Gene Ontology annotation, molecular function: GTP binding; GTPase activity. Gene Ontology annotation, cellular component: endosome.